Molecule: messenger RNA, 567 nt
Organism: Aplosporella prunicola CBS 121167
Lineage: Eukaryota; Fungi; Ascomycota; Dothideomycetes; Botryosphaeriales; Aplosporellaceae
Exons: 2
Coding region: 1-567 (188 amino acids)
Biological process (GO): iron-sulfur cluster assembly
Cellular component (GO): mitochondrion
Molecular function (GO): 2 iron, 2 sulfur cluster binding; iron ion binding; 4 iron, 4 sulfur cluster binding
Source: RefSeq, a predicted model, not a curated record
AUGCGCACCGCACGCCGAGGCUUCCUCUCCGCCAGCAAAGCGCCCCUCGUCCGCCGCGCCGCGCCACCCUCGCCCGCCCUCGCACUCGCAACCACCCGCUCGACAAGCGCCAUCGUUGCGCGCAGACCCUCGCCACCCGCUGCCGCGCGCGCCUUCACCUCCGCCCCGCCCCGCCGCGCCGCGAUCCUCAACCCGCGCAAGGACGACGAUGGCAACGAGAUGAAUAUCGAGAUCACGCCGCGCGCGGCACACCGCAUAAAGCAGAUCAUGAAAAACGACGCGAACCCGGACCUGCUCUUGCGGAUAACCGUAGAAUCGGGCGGGUGCCACGGCUUCCAGUACCUGAUGUCCUUGACCACAAUGCCCGAGAUCUCGCAAGAGGAAGACACGGUGUUUGCGAGCGACGGCGGCGCGCGCGUCGUGCUGGACGAGCCGAGCCUUGAGAUCCUUAAGGGGAGCAAGGUCGAUUAUACCAUGGAGUUGAUUGGCAGCCAGUUCAAGAUUGUGGAUAACCCCGCUGCCAGCAGUAGUUGUGGCUGUGGGACCAGCUUUGAUGUCAAGGUGUGA